This is a messenger RNA of Priapulus caudatus, 1639 nucleotides long. RefSeq names its product S phase cyclin A-associated protein in the endoplasmic reticulum-like. The record is from RefSeq and is a predicted model, not a curated record. The transcript is spliced from 8 exons. The coding region runs from base 131 to 1639 and encodes 502 amino acids. Lineage: Eukaryota; Metazoa; Priapulida; Priapulimorpha; Priapulimorphida; Priapulidae.
GAGAGAGAGCAAGGAGAGCCCACCUUCCACAGAGAGGGGCCGGGCAGCUAACCGGAAGACUGUAGCAUCUCCCGUCGCCCAGGCUGCCUUGCUGCCACCAGAUGGCGCCUCUCACCGUAUUAAGCAGCCCAUGCCAACAACCUCGUGUGCUGCUGGUCAUGGUAAGCAAACUAUGCCAGUAGAGGGCACCACUAGUCAGGGUAAGCAGCCAGCCAGCACUGCAGCACAGGCGACGCCGAAGAUGGGAGGCGAGGCGGAAGCGAAAAAGGCUAGAGGGCCGACGGUGGUGACAUCUGGUGUGCGAGUCGGCGGGAGCUGGGCGGACAGAGUGAAGGCGUUGCCACAUGCGACGGCCAUUGUCAAGCCGCAGCCCGUCGCAACUACGGAAGUGCUGGAGGACGACGAGGGCUGGGAGACAGUGCAGCGCAGCAAGCCGCGCCCGAAACCAACCAACGGCAGCGGCAAGGCACGACCGCUAUCAGCCGGCGCGACGCCCGCAUCCGUUACCGCGGCAACGAAACCGAGCGGGCGUGCCGCCGAGAAGUCGCAGUCCCACACGCGUGGCACGCGGUCCCGCGCCGCGGCCGCCUCACCCCUGCAGAGGGCGCCACCAGCUAGGAGACCGGCGUGGCAGCUGAAUCGUCCGUCGCCGGCGGUGUCUCUGCCGACGCUGUACGCAGCGAAAGCGAGGCCGGACACGCUCGACCUGCCAGGGGGCGCCAUGAGCGAGGCGCACAACGUGAGCCACCACCAGGAGGCGUUGCCGAAGGCGUCGUCGGUGCCUGCGCUCGCGACGAACGAGUCGUCAAGCCGACUGGCAUCCUCCGAGUCGAGCGCAGCUUCCGUGCAGUCGCAGGAUGCGGUUGCCGUGGCGACGGAGGACCAGGUGGAGCAGGGGACGAUCGCGAGCACGCGAGAUGGUGACAAUUACUCGCUAGAGAUGAACAUGCUGCUUGAUGCAAGGGACUCUGUGGAUCUGCGACUCGAAGACUUUGAUCUGGAUCUGGAUCCUGAGCGGGAGCAGGCCCUCCAGACAGUCAUUCAACAGGAGGAAUCCCUGACUAAGGAGCUGGAGCAGGAGGAGAGGAAAGAGAUCGUUGUCGAUACGGAACCUGAGACGGAGGAAGCUGACGACAUCGAUGAAGAUGAGGAAGAGGAGGGUGUUCUGAUGCAGUCGCGGGUGGAGUCUACUGAGCCAUCACAGGACUGGAAUACCAUUGUGACUCAGUAUGAAUCUCGGGUGGAGGAGCACAUGUCGUGGGGAGACAUCGUCGAGGCGAGUGAGAGUCGACUGCCGGGCCGUGCCCUGCAGAUUCACGAGAAGCUCUCCUCACCCUCACGCAAACGGUCGCUGACAGAAUCCAUCAGACGACACAAGGAGAAGCAGGCAAAGGCACUGGAGUUGAGGGAGAAGCUGAUGGAAGACAAGGCUCUUCACCUGAAGGAGCUCUCCAGAAAGGUAGAGGAGGUGAGAGCCGUGAAGGAGGAUCUGCUCAGUCAGCGUCGACUCGCGAUGGAGGACAAGCUGCAGCGAGCCGAGGAGAAGAGGCUGCAGCAGCUUCAGAUGAAGGUCAGCAAGUGCAAGGAGGAGGAUGCAAAGGUGAUUCACAUCGAUCCACGCCGCUGUGGAGGUCAGUGA